Cynocephalus volans (Philippine flying lemur) is the source of this 4115-nucleotide messenger RNA. RefSeq names its product serine/threonine/tyrosine interacting like 2 (gene STYXL2). Lineage: Eukaryota; Metazoa; Chordata; Mammalia; Dermoptera; Cynocephalidae. The record is from RefSeq and is a predicted model, not a curated record. Gene Ontology annotation, biological process: negative regulation of MAPK cascade; protein dephosphorylation. Gene Ontology annotation, cellular component: cytoplasm. The coding region runs from base 153 to 3617 and encodes 1154 amino acids. The transcript has 6 exons. Gene Ontology annotation, molecular function: MAP kinase phosphatase activity; protein tyrosine/serine/threonine phosphatase activity.
GUUAACAGCUGUCCUACCCCUCAGAGAAGCAGCACUGAAGAAAGGAGAAAGGUUGGUCCCUCUCUCACUGGUCAGAGCUGCUGACAUUUCAUCUGGGCCCCUCAACCCUUGGUGUGGACAUACAGGCAGGUCAGUGAGGCUUACAGGCUCUCAUGGCGACCAGUGGGGACCCAGAGGAGGAGCAGGUGGUCCCAAGCGAGGAGGAUGGAUCCGACGUGAGGGCAGUGCAGGCCCGGUACCUCCGGAGCCCCUCCCCCAGCCAGUACUCGAUGGUCUCAGAUGCAGAAACAGAAAGCAUUUUCAUGGAGCCCAUUCACCUCUCCUCAGCCGUUGCUGCCAAACAGAUCAUCAAUGAGGAACUCAAGCCACGGGGGGUCCGAGAAGACACGGAGUGUCCAGGCAUGCUGGAGUCUGCCGAGCAGCUGCUGGUGGAGGACCUGUACAACCGUGUCAGGGAGAAGAUGGAUGACACCAGCCUGUACAACACCCCUUGUGUCCUGGACCUCCAGCGGGCCCUGGCCCAGGACCGCCAAGAGGCCCCCUGGAACGAGGUGGAUGAGGUCUGGCCCAAUGUCUUCAUAGCUGAAAAGAGCGUGGCUGUGAACAAGGGGAGGCUGAAGAGGCUGGGGAUUACCCACAUCCUGAAUGCUGCUCAUGGCACCGGCGUUUACACGGGCCCCGAAUUCUACACGGGCCUGGAGAUCCAGUACCUGGGUGUAGAGGUGGAUGACUUUCCCGAGGUGGACAUCUCCCAGCAUUUCCGGAAGGCUGCCGAGUUCCUCGAUGAAGCACUGCUGACCUAUAGAGGGAAAGUCCUGGUCAGUAGCGAGAUGGGCAUCAGCCGGUCAGCGGUGCUGGUGGCCGCCUACCUGAUGAUCUUCCACAACAAGACCAUCCUGGAGGCCCUGAUGACGCUGCGCAAGAAGCGGCCCAUCUACCCCAAUGACGGCUUCGUGAAGCAGCUGCGGGAGCUCAACGAGAAGCUGAUGGAGGACAGAGAAGAGGACCGUGGCGGGGAGGGGCCGACGGCCGAGGCGCAGCAGGGCGAGGGCGCGGGGAGCACGCGUGGCGCCGGGGUGCGCGCCCUGACGGUGCAGGGGGACGGCGACACCGCCAGCCACCUGAGCGGCUCCUCCGGGGGGAAGGCCAGCCGGGCCUCCGAGCCCCUCACGCUCACUGACGACGAGGAGGAGCAGACGCUGGACGAGGAGUGGAAGAAGGGACAGGGCCUCCGCCCAGGCCGGGGCCCCCACGGUCGAGCCUCCUCUGGCCAGCGUGGGGAGGAGCCGGGGGACCGGGACGUGGACAGGAUCGUCCAGGAGUGGCAGAGCCGGAACGAGCGGUACCAAGCCGCAGCGUACUGGAGGGAGUCUGGGGAGCAGGAAGCGGAGGAGGCGAGCGGGGCCGCCUCGCCCCUGGGGAGCCGGCGGAGGCGCACCUCGAGUGACAGCAGCCCCGCCGAGAGCGUGAGCAGCCGGGACAUCCGCGACCUGAAGCGGCAGCUGGAGAGGAGCUGUGAGCGCCGCGGUGGCAGACGCCGCGCCGACUCCGUGUCCACGGAGAGCACCUGGGACGUGUGGAACGAGAGGCUGCUGGAGAUCGAGAGGGAAGCUUCCCGGAGGUACCGCUCCAGGAGCAAGGCAGAGGAGGCGGACGCCAGCCCGGAGGCGGGCGGCAGGAGGCGGGACGACGACGAGGCGAGUGUGUCCUCGGAAGCCAGCUCCUUCUACAACUUCUGCAGCAGGAACAGGGACAGACUCACUGCCCUGGAACGCUGGAAGAUCAAGAGAAUCCAAUUUGGAUUCCACAAGAAAGACUCGGAGGCAGGAGACAGAGGCGGCGGUGAGCAGGGCGCAGAGGAGGCUGCCGCGGAGGAGAACCCCUCCGACGUCAGCCUCGCGGCCUACCAGGCCUGGAAGCUGGGACACCAGAAGAAGGUGGGCAGUGAGAACAAGGAGGAGGUGGCGGAGCUCAGCAAGGGAGAGGACUCGGCCUUGGCCAAGAAGAGGCAGCGGAGACUGGAGCUGCUGGAGAGGAGCCGGCAGACGCUGGAGGAGAGCCAGUCCAUGGGAAGCUGGGGGGCGGACAGCUCUGCUGCCAGCGGCAGCAUCCCCCUGGCUGCGCUCUGGUCUGCAGCCCCCUCGGUCAGUGCCGAUGGGGACACGGCAUCAGUACUCAGCACUCAGGACCGCCGCUCCCACCUGUCUCAGGCUGCAAGCAGCAUAGGGGGAUGCUCGGCCCCCAAGCCCACCACACCCCUGCCUGACCUGCCAGUGGGGCCUGGAGACACCAUUUCCAUUGCCAGUAUCCAGAACUGGAUUGCCAGUGUAGUCAGUGAGACCCUCGCUCAGAAGCAAAAUGAGAUGCUGCUGUUGUCCCGUUCGCCAUCCGUUGUAAGCAUGAAGGCAGCGCCAGCGGCCAGCAGCCUGGGGGAUGACCAAGUUUCCAUGCUCAGUGGACAGAGCACCUCCUUCCUGGGUGGCUGCCUGCCGCCUCCGAGCCAGGCAAGAGCCAGCUCCGACACGCAGUCUGUGCUGUCCUCCAGCAGCAUGCUGAGCUCGAGAGCCGAAGGUACUGGGAGCAAAGCGAGGGGGACCAGCAAGCCCAUUUACAGCCUGUUUGCUGACAACGUGGACCUAAAGGAGCUCGGCCGGAAGGAGAGGGAGAUGCAGGUGGAGCUGAGGGAGAAGAUGUCCGAGUACAAAAUGGAGAAGCUGGCGUCAGACAACAAACGCAGCUCCCUUUUCAAGAAGAAGAAAGUCAAGGAAGGUGAGGACGAUGGCGUGGGUGAGAGGGACGAGGACACUGACAGUGCCAUAGGGAGCCUCCGAUAUUCUUCCCGCAGUAAUUCCCAAAAACCUGAAACAGACACCUCCUCCUCCCUGGCUGUCUCUGAUCACUGCGCAAGUGGCAGCCGAGUUGGCAAGGAGAUGGACAGCAGCAUUAGCAAGUGGCUCAGUGGCAUCAGGACAGAGGAAAGAGCACCUCCCCAAAGUGACUGGUCCGGAAGCUCCAGGGGGAAGUACACCAGAUCGUCCCUGCUCCGGGAGACAGAGUCUAAAUCCUCCAGUUACAAGUUCUCCAAAUCCCAGUCAGAGGAGCAGGACACCUCCUCCUACCACGAGGGAAAUGGCAGCUCUGUGAGAAGCACUUCACGGUUCUCUUCUUCCUCCACCAGGGAGGGCAGAGAGGUGCACAAGUUCUCCAGGUCUACAUUCACUGAGACCUCAAACUCCCAAGAGGAAAGCCCAGAGCCCUACUUCUUCCGCCGGACCCCCGAGUCCUCCGAUGGGGAAGAGUCCCCCGAGCCACAGCGCCCAAACUGGGCCAGGCCUAGGGACUGGGAAGAUGUGGAAGAGUCAUCCAAGUCAGACUUCUCUGAAUUUGGAGCUAAGAGGAAAUUCACCCAGAGCUUCAUGAGGUCUGAGGAGGAGGGAGAGAAAGAGAGGACAGAAAACAGAGAAGAAGGGAGGUUUGCAUCUGGGCGGCGGUCUCAGUACCGGAGAAGCACGGACAGGGAGGAAGAGGAAGAAAUGGACGAUGAGGCCAUCAUUGCUGCUUGGAGACGCCGGCAAGAAGAAACCAGGACUAAGCUACAGAGAAGGAGGGAGGACUAGGCUGGGCAAGGCGGACCCAUGAGAGACGGAGACCCAGGGAGGAGGCAUUCAAUUUAGCCCAGGACUCAGGGCACACAUUGCCACCACCUGUCAAGGAAUGAGGAUGUGCAGAGGAUCUUCUGCGGGAUGGGGAGCACCAAACAGAAGGGCACUGGAAAUGAAGCAGGGAGGAAGAGAGCCACCAGUGUGAGGUCCGAAGCUGGACUAGCUGCCCCAUUUUCUGUUGCCCAAUACACACUAAGCUUUGGUGCUUCCCUUAUGUAUUUGCUAGUGUUUGUCACAGCCUAGAGAGGUGAGCUUGCAAAGGCACUGUAGUUUGUCGAAGACUCCAGCCCAGAUCCAGGAAGGCUGUGAAAGCAGGCCAUGGUUCUGUUUGUAGAGGUUUUAUAAUGAGACCCAGGAAAUCUAUCCUGUGGCAAGCCUGACCUCUCCCGGCAAUGCUCUGUUUGUUCCUUUUUAAUGUUUCAGAUCUCUAUUAAACUGGUAUGUUGUCAAAUA